AAUAGCAGAAAUUUAAUAAUGGAUGCCCCCAUAAAGCAUAGAUAUAGAACAGACACAAACAAAAUGGAAUCAGAGGAAUUCGACCCCAGAGUGAGUUUUUUGUAUAAAACAAUGUUAAAUCGUGACCCAAGAAAGAGACGUGUGAAGCCAGUACAUAGCAGUCAAGUUCAGGUGAACUUUGGUCUGGAUGACAGUGAGGAAGACAGUGACUUUGACAUAGGCAAACACUCAAAAGAACUUGGAGAGGAGCCUCUAGAUGAAAGUGAUGAAGAAAGUGGGGACGUGGUGAAUGGUGAUGAGCACUCAGAUGAGAACAGCAGUUUGUAUGAUGAUGAGGAACCACUGGAGGAGGAGAGUGAAGAUGAAGAAACUGACCAUGAAGAGGACGGUGAUUCUGCUGAUGAAGAGGAAGAUGAAAAUAUUGACAAAGAUGUUGAUGAUGAAACUAAAAGCCCAGAAAUAAAAGGUUUGAGUCAUGUUUGGUCCAUGAUAGAUAGUGAUGAGGAUGAUGAAGACUAUGUUCCAAAAAAGCGAAAAAAAAAGUCUGGCAAAGCAGGCUCAGAAGGGAACCAAUCGAAAUCUGUAGCAAGCAAAGCCAAAAGUCACCCACAGAGAGAUGACCCAGACAGACUUCAGGAUGCCGUCCCACACGGACGCAUCAAGGUCAUCGUUUGCUGUGUCUGCUUGUCAGACAGAAGCGCUGACGAUGAUGAAAUUGUUGAGUGUGACAACUGUGGGAUAUCUGUUCAUGAAGGUUGCUAUGGUAUCAGUGAGAGCCAUUCUACAGCCAGCACCGAGUCCUCUGCCAGCACAGAGCCGUGGUUCUGUGACGCUUGCAAGGCCACGGCUAAACCUGUGUGUGAACUCUGCCCCAACACUGGAGGAAUCUUUAAGGAAACAGACAAUGGCAAGUGGGUUCACAUCGUGUGUGCGCUGUACACCCCUGGUGUGGCAUUUGGUGAUGUGGAUAAACUGAGUCUGGUCACGUUGUUUGAGAUGUCUUAUUCCAAGUGGGGCGCUAGGGAAUGUUCAUUGUGUGAAGACUCACGAUUUAGCCAAACUGGCGUGUGCAUCAACUGUGAUGCGGGGAUGUGUAAAGCUUACUUCCAUGUCACAUGUGCCCAGAGAGAAGGCUUGUUGGCUGAGGCAGCACCAGAGGAAGUCAUGGACAUAGCUGAUCCAUUUUUUGCCUACUGUAAACUUCAUGCUGACAAGAUAAGCUCAAAGAUCAAGCGCAGAAACUGGUUGGCCAUACAGUCCCACGUCAAGACACACACACCUAAUGUCAUCUCUGAUCACGUGGAGAGGCUCCGGUUUGAGAGAAAGCUCAACAGGCACAGAGAGAAGUACAGCAUCACUAAAACUAAAAGGCCACCAUCUUGGGUUCCCACCCAGAAGAUGGUCAGACAUCUACACACAAGUCCUUCAGCUGUUCGACAUUUCUUACGCAAGUCUGAGCUGAUGGGAGUCAUUACACAAGUUCACACAAUGCCAGUAGAAAAACAAGAGAUCAGGAAGAAAGCCAUUGGUCAGCCAGCGUUCACAUCAGAAUUUAUCAACUACUUCAUGGAUCGUAACAUCAAAGUGGACAACCUAAAAAACACUCUGGCUGACCUGGUUUCACAAAACAAAAAACUACGUCUGCAAGAAAGAGAUGUGAGGACAAGAUACGACCAGCUGAAUGCUGAAGUGAAUGACCUAAAGCAGAGAGGCAACACAACACGCAGGGCGGGCGAGUCUUUGUGUGGGAUGCUGCAGGAUAUUUUUGGAAAGCCAGUACCAAACAUACCAGACAUCUUUAAAAACAGAAAACGGACAGCUUCACCCAACAAGAAGGAGUCACCCGCCUCACCAGCUGUUGUUAUUAACCAGUGUGUGACGUGCAGCAGCAGCACAGACCAACACCUGCUGGCCAAGUGUGACAGCUGUAAGGGACACUAUCACCUGGGCUGUCUGGAGCCACCACUCACUCGUAUGCCCAAGAAAACCAAACUCUUUGGCUGGCAGUGCUCCUACUGUGUAGUACCCAGCAGUGACAGCUCGCUGCGCAGCGCUCCAGAUGUUGAUGAGCCGCGCAGGCUGCGGGAAACCAUUAAAGAGCCGGACAAAUUUUUCCAUCUCAGCCAUGUCCAAGACUCAAUCAAAAGCCAGCAGCAGAGAAGUUUAGUCAGGAAAAGAAAUCGAAGAAAGCGAGACACGGCACGCGCCAGGCGAUUGGCUAGAAGUGCUGGGAAAUCCUCACAGACCAAGUGCCCCACAGACUUGACAAAAGUGAGUUCCCCUGUGAAGAGAGCGGACAAGAGCCCAGCCUCCCAUGUCAGUCUGCCAGCCCAGGGGUUGUACAUCAUGUGUGUGGUGUGUAAUCAGGACGGUACUGUCACAGACACUGUCAGGUGUGAUGAGUGCCAACUCUCCUACCACAUGAUGUGUUUGGAUCCACCAAUGAAGAAAUCUCCAAAAGUCAGAGGCUAUACCUGGCACUGUGAGGCUUGCGACAUGAUGGACAGUUCUGUCAGCUGAGGUGUCACACGGAGAUGUCACUGUCAGCUGAGGUGUCACACGGAGAUGUCACUGUCAGCUGAGGUGUCACACGGAGAUGUCACUGUCAGCUAAGGUGUCACACAGAUGUCACAUGCCAGGUGUUGGCACAUUGAGCUGACUGCACUACUUUGCUCUCAUCUCACACGACAUGUCAUCUAAUGCCCCAUGUCAGCUCAUGUCACAUGUCAGCUGAUGCCACAUGUCAGCAGAUGCAACAUGUCAUCUGAAUUGCCCUGUACACCUUACAGUCUCCCUAGUGAUUACCUCCUGUGUUGUCGUCAGUCAGUGGAUGACAUCACCUCACUGGAACCUGUAAAUAUUGUAGAGUUAGCUGGGGUCAGUCAUGUGACUAGAUUAGUCAGUCAUGUGACUAGAUUAGUCAGUCAUGUGACCAGA
Messenger RNA from Physella acuta, 2937 nucleotides. RefSeq names its product PHD finger protein 14. The record is from RefSeq and is a predicted model, not a curated record. Gene Ontology annotation, biological process: regulation of transcription by RNA polymerase II. Lineage: Eukaryota; Metazoa; Mollusca; Gastropoda; Physidae.